GUAUGUAUAAAAGCGACGAUCCGAUUAAUUUGGCACGUCGUGAUUGCAUUUACAAAAGAAAACCAUUGUAGACAUGCUGCGGUGUUGCGAGUCGCGAGGGAUGGUAAGCCGAUCGGAAGGCGCAGCAUCCACCUCCAGACGGGCAUCCAAAGUGUGUGUCACUGCCACAUGGAGAGUCCAUGAUCAAGCAAUUGCGGCAGCACGGCGAACAUUUUAGAAAACGAACAGAGGACCGAAGAGGAGUGACCGAGACAUGGGCUGCAUCCCAUUGCGUCACACGGCAGCAGUGUGCACGCGCCCUGAGCCGUGACGCCACCGCCAAGAAACCAAGAUGGGGGUCGCGACACCCAGUCGCCGGCAUUACAACUGUGUCCCGGCGGCCCAUUCCUCUUCCUUUGCUGGGAGGCGAGUGGCUUUGGUUGCAUUCUGGGUUUACGGCACUCACCGCUUUAUACGCAGUCCCGCUUCGGCACGGCCGCUGGCGAGCGGCCACUGCAGCAGUGACCCACACAUCUUUCCGGCCGCGACUCGUACGCAAGCAGAGGAACGAGGACAGUGGAUAGUAGGGUGGCGCAAGGCGAGCUAGGGUCAGUAUGACACACUCCGUGGAGCAGUCUACAUAUUUAAGCAGUGCUCUCCACUACGG
Messenger RNA from Tilletiaria anomala UBC 951, 646 nucleotides. RefSeq lists its product as uncharacterized. Lineage: Eukaryota; Fungi; Basidiomycota; Exobasidiomycetes; Georgefischeriales; Tilletiariaceae. The transcript has a single exon. Bases 180 to 563 code for a protein of 127 amino acids. The record is from RefSeq and is a predicted model, not a curated record.